CUUAUUUACCGUCACAAUUAUAUACAGUAUUUAUUUAUGUUCUUACUAUAGUUUUCUCCGGACCUCGGUUUUUGAUCAGCCAUUUAGUUAUUGAUACAUAGAGAUUGAGAUGAUCACCGAUAACGACUUGGGGUUCAUUGCCAACUUUCUUGGCAUAUGCAUUUUUGCACUUGUAAUUGCUUAUCAUUAUGUGUUGGCUGACCCGAAGUAUGAAGGAAAUUGAAGGCCUCUUUUUAGCACAAUGAAAUAUCAUAUGUAGUUUGUAAGGAACAUGAAAUGUGUACCAUUAAAUGUUUCACUUGUGACAUUGGAGUUUUGGUAAUCCUUUGAUAUUGUGUUUUCUAAAGAAAUAUUAUUUGGACAGUGUAGCUCGAA
This is a messenger RNA of Erigeron canadensis, 375 nucleotides long. RefSeq names its product dolichyl-diphosphooligosaccharide--protein glycosyltransferase subunit 4A-like. Lineage: Eukaryota; Viridiplantae; Streptophyta; Magnoliopsida; Asterales; Asteraceae. The record is from RefSeq and is a predicted model, not a curated record. The transcript has 2 exons. The coding region runs from base 110 to 223 and encodes 37 amino acids.